GUCCUUAGAAUGUGAGGGAGCCGCACGGACACGGCUCGCGCUGUUCAGUGUGUUUUACUCUGAGAGCCACUGCUUCAUUUGCGCGGGGCUUGGAAAAAAUGAGAUUCCAACGAUUCUUCCUCGUGUUUUUCGUUUUUAUGAUGAGUCUCCUUUUUAUCAACGGGCAGAGGCCAGUCAACCUGGCCAUGAGAAGAAAAUUUCACAGACACAACUGCCUGCAGAGGAGAUGCGUGCCUCUUCACUCCCGGGUGCCCUUCCCCUGA
Messenger RNA from Ochotona curzoniae (black-lipped pika), 263 nucleotides. RefSeq names its product apelin receptor early endogenous ligand (gene APELA). Gene Ontology annotation, biological process: heart development; apelin receptor signaling pathway. Lineage: Eukaryota; Metazoa; Chordata; Mammalia; Lagomorpha; Ochotonidae. The coding region runs from base 99 to 263 and encodes 54 amino acids. The transcript has 2 exons. The record is from RefSeq and is a predicted model, not a curated record. Gene Ontology annotation, molecular function: apelin receptor binding.